Messenger RNA from Anopheles maculipalpis, 1372 nucleotides. RefSeq names its product ornithine decarboxylase 1-like. The record is from RefSeq and is a predicted model, not a curated record. Bases 17 to 1372 code for a protein of 451 amino acids. Gene Ontology annotation, molecular function: ornithine decarboxylase activity. Gene Ontology annotation, cellular component: cytoplasm. Lineage: Eukaryota; Metazoa; Arthropoda; Insecta; Diptera; Culicidae. The transcript is spliced from 2 exons.
UAAUACGGUGGUUAAAAUGAAGUUACUCAACAUUCCACCGGAUGUGACGCUCAUCAGCGAUGAAAUGUCCAUCGGUGACGUUAUCCAGGAUAUCAUUCGGAUGGGUCCGCAUGAAGAUCCGCUUCAUGUGCUUGAUUUGGACGAUGUCGUCCGCAAGCACUACGGCUGGUGUGCGAAGAUGCCACGCGUGAAGCCGUACUACGCGGUCAAGUGCAACGACGAUCCUCGCAUCCUGCAAACGCUGAUGACGCUCGGGACGGGCUUCGACUGUGCGUCCAAGGGUGAGAUGGAACGCAUGAUCGGGCUAGGUGUGAAGCCGGAAAACAUUAUCUUUGCGCAGACGGCGAAAUCUAUUCCAUCGCUGUUAUUUGCACGCUCGAAAAAGGUGUCAAUGAUGACGUUUGAUGGAGCAGUAGAGCUGGAAAAGAUCCAUCAGUACUAUCCCGAGGCACGACUGGUGUUGCGUAUGCGCCAUGAUUCGCUCCAGGUACGAUGUAGGAUGGGUAAGAAGUUUGGGUGUGAUCCGAUCUUGGAAGCUCCAGAGCUGCUGCGUUAUGCGGCAACACUUCGAAUGAAUGUGAUCGGUAUCAGCUUCCACGUGGGCUCGGACUGUGACGAGCAUCAGGUGUACUACGACGCGGUGAAGAUUGCAAAGGACCUGUUCGAUUAUGCGAAGACAAUUGGAUACGAUUUCAGCUUGCUGGACAUUGGCGGUGGAUUCCCGGGCGAUAAUAACAAACCGAUUGAUCGAUAUGCAAAAGCAGUGAACGUGGCAAUAGAUCACUACUUCCCGGCGGAGUUGGACAUUCGCAUCAUUGCUGAACCGGGUCGUUACUACGUCGCGUCGGCAGUGACGCUGGUAUCGUUUGUGGACUCGAAGCGUGUGGUGAAGGAGAAGCAGGAGGAUGGCACUGAGAAAACGCGGAUGUAUUACUAUCUGAAUGACGGUGUGUUUGGAACGUUCUACUGUACUGCUCUAGAAGGACAGAAAGUUGUCCCAGUUGUUGAUGGUAAAAAUAAUGAACAGAUGUACGAUUCAGUAUUCUGGGGACCAACGUGCCAUGUGCGGGAUAAAAUUGCUGUAGAACAAUUCCCAGAUUUGGACGUGGGAGAUAGCGUAGUGUUCAAAAAUGUGGGAGCCUACGCAGUGGUGCUUGCCAAUGGGUUUAACGGAUUCGCUUUGCCAACAGUUAAUGCAUAUCUUCGCGAAACUACUUGGGAAAAACUGAAGGCUCUAACAAAUAGUGAUGCUGAAGUUGUCCAUGAUGGUUCUAAUACAGCCAAUAGACAGCUAGGUGCUUAUGAACAACAUCCAUUUCGUGAUGAAUGCGGCUAUCGCAUUCGAUUGUACUCCAACGAUCAUCCAUUUUGA